AUGGAAGAGGGUUUGAUUCAAAAGCUUCAGACUUUUUCUUUUACAGAGGAAGAGGAUGUGGCUAUUGAUUUCGGUAUUGAUGAUAUUGCAGAAGUAAAUGGUUUUCCUCGUGAAUGUUUUACUAAGGAAAUGGCAAUCAAAGUUGUUGGUAGUUUUAAGGAAUGGGAGGUCGUGGAAAUUUGUGAAGAGUUUGGAAAUGGGAGCAAAUUCAUGCGGUUGAGGAUAGUGAAGAAGGAUAAAGGGAUUGAGAAUCAGUAUGGGGCAUGGUUAAACGCUACUGUUACCAAGUCCAGGUUGGUUCUGAGGCAUCGGAAUGAGUCUGGAGUUUCGGAGAUUAUGUCUGUGAUUCUUAAUGAGAAUUUGAGUAGUGAUUCAAACAAGGAACAGCGGGAUGAGGAAGCUCCAAUUGGUUUAGCAUUUUUGGGCCAUAUAGAAACUCACCAGGCUCCCAUAGUAAGUGAUAUGUAUGAGGUGGGUCAAAUUUCAGAUUAUCCAACUACAGCCCAUUUAAGUAGUGCUUUAAACAAGGAAAAGAGGGAUGAGGAAGCUUCAGUUAGGUUAGCAUCUUUGGGCCCUACAGAAACUCACCAGGUCCUCAUAGUAAGUGAUUUGUAUGAGGUGGGUCUAAUUUCAAAUUAUCCAACUACAGCCCAUUUGGAGUUUUUUGAACCUGUGGAAAAUAGGGGUUCUUCCUUUAAAUAUCCAAAUGAUCCAACCCAUAUGGAAGACACGUCUUUCUCUGGAAAAUAUUCUUCAUCUUCUAAGUUAAACAUUGGGGCAGUUAAGGAUCUGAAUCUGGCUAGCAAAGGCAAAGGGAAGUGGACUCGCAAGGCUAAACACCCUAUCCCAGCUGCAAAUUGGAAAAUCCAAGAGGUUAAGGUGGGUGGCAAGCGACGGGGCGAAGUUUCGGGGUGUUUANUUGUAGUACCUCAAUAG
Messenger RNA from Ilex paraguariensis (yerba mate), 936 nucleotides. The record is from the annotation of a GenBank genome assembly. Lineage: Eukaryota; Viridiplantae; Streptophyta; Magnoliopsida; Aquifoliales; Aquifoliaceae.